This is a messenger RNA of Aphis gossypii (cotton aphid), 435 nucleotides long. RefSeq lists its product as uncharacterized. Lineage: Eukaryota; Metazoa; Arthropoda; Insecta; Hemiptera; Aphididae. The record is from RefSeq and is a predicted model, not a curated record. The coding region runs from base 1 to 435 and encodes 144 amino acids. The transcript has a single exon.
AUGCCAAACAUAAGUGCUGCCACGUCCAGAAAGAGGAGGCUACUUGGGAACGUAGUUCACUCACUCCUACUCUUCGGCGCCCCAAUCUGGGCUGAUCGCAUGAGCGCCAAGGGUACAGCAGAGAUGGCUAAGGUUCAGCGGAAAACGGUACUCAGGGUGGCGUCCGCAUACUGCACCGUCGUCUCGACGAACGCGGCACUCGUUGUAGCAUCCAUGCCGCCGAUCGACUUACUCGCCAAAGAACGCCUCUUCAUUUACUCAAACAAGGUCGACCCAGAAGCCAGAGGUAAGGCCAGAGAUGGCACCCUCGAGUCAUGGCAAACGUGGUGGAAUAAGCCUGGCCCAGGUAGAUGGACUUAUCACCUAAUCCCGUCCAUCGCCCAAUGGUUGAACAGGAAGCACGAUGACGUCGACUUCCACCUCACCAAUUCUUAA